UUCUACAACAAAUCAAGGAGAAGAGCAUGAACAUCAAAAAAUACGUACCGGAGAUUUGCGCAAUAGAACAUUUUCAUCGACCCUAUUAGAGAAUAGCGGAGAUUCCACCGAGACACUCAUGAUACAACGAGUGUAG
Acaulospora morrowiae is the source of this 136-nucleotide messenger RNA. The record is from the annotation of a GenBank genome assembly. NCBI's taxonomy places the organism in Eukaryota, Fungi, Glomeromycota, Glomeromycetes, Diversisporales, Acaulosporaceae.